Messenger RNA from Parnassius apollo (apollo), 372 nucleotides. Lineage: Eukaryota; Metazoa; Arthropoda; Insecta; Lepidoptera; Papilionidae. The record is from the annotation of a GenBank genome assembly.
AUGAAAUAUGAUUUAAACUGUGCCGAUAUAUCUCAAAGCCGCUUUAAUAGCUUUUAUGCACCUGAAAAAGAUCGCAAGCAUAGUUGGAAGUGUCCUGAAUGUUGCAGUAAGCAACCUAAAGUGUAUAAUACUAACAGCCCCAUCCAACCUGCUGCUCGUCGCGACCUUGUGGAAACCGGAGACCUUGACAACACCUUUGGUACUGGAAACUUGGGAACCCACUCCGGAAAUAUCACCCUGAGGAAUCUCGAUCUGGCAAAGUCAAUUUCUCUCGUUGACUGCUCAUCGGAGGAACCUGGGAAUGGCGGCGAUUACAUUACUGAAACUAAGCUGAGAAGCUUCAACAGGAACUCGCGGGAGCACUUCGUUUAA